AGCUAAGGCAUAGUAUAUUAUAUGAUGACGAGCUUUUGCAACAAAAAAGUCCACCCUUUCAUAUGUUUACCAAAUUCCAAACACAACGGAACAGAGAUAGACUUUUCCCUCCCCCGUCCAGAUAUUUUCACCGCCGCUUCAAUCGGUGGUGACACCCCCAUGACACCGCCAGCCGCCGUCGAGAAAAAAGAUCCAGGCGGAUUUGGAUUCCUAGAUGAAGUUGGUGGUACUGUUGAUGGACUAAUGUCUUGUACAGAGACUCUAGGUUUCGAGAGUUCCGAUGAGAGGUCAGUUGAUGAUCAAAUUGAGGAUAAUCAUCAUGAAAUAGAUUUGUUUCCUACUAGGAAUUCAUAUUAUGGUACCAAUAAUAUGGCUAGUACUAAUAAUUCUAGGAGCUCGCAAAGAGGUAAUUUGGAGAAGAAAGAAAAGACGAAGAAGUUUCCACCGCCAUUAUCAUCCUUAAGCCAAGACGGAAAGCCAAAUUUCUUCCUGCGUGCUGUGAGGAAAGAUGGACGGUUAGAAUUAACAGAAGUGAAAAUUGGUUGGCAAAAAACUCUCCUUGCUUCUCGCCAAGAUGGACGGUUGAGAUUGCAUCUCAUUCCCAAUGAAAAAGAAGAAGAAGAAGAGGAGGAAAACGAAGAUUUUCCCGUGGAAACAGAGAAACACCUAAACGAUGAAGAGAUUGAAACAGUUGAAGAAAAUGAACACCUAGACGAUGAUGGAGUGAUUGAAACAAUUGAAGAAAAUGAUGAUGAGAUAAUUGAUGAUGACGAUGAAGAAGAAAAGGUUGAGGAGUGGAAGUUUCCGAUGACGAGUAGUGCAAGUGGAGAUGCCCAUCGGAGAUGUUACGGUGGCCACCAUGGCCACCGCCAUAACAACUUACAUGUGUGGAGGCAACGCUGUGUUACAACUAGGUGAAGUAAUUACAUGGAAAUUAAGUUUAUUAAAUGAAGUGGAGACACAGAAAUGGCCAUGCAUGUGAAUAUGUUUUUCUUUCAAGUCAGGGG
Messenger RNA from Lycium barbarum (goji berry), 1007 nucleotides. RefSeq names its product transcription initiation factor TFIID subunit 7-like. The coding region runs from base 22 to 918 and encodes 298 amino acids. NCBI's taxonomy places the organism in Eukaryota, Viridiplantae, Streptophyta, Magnoliopsida, Solanales, Solanaceae. The record is from RefSeq and is a predicted model, not a curated record. The transcript has a single exon.